AUGCAUUUCAUGAUAUAUCCAGUUGGUCUCACCAUUACUUUGGCUUUCUAUCCAGUAUUUCUCGCCGUCAAGCUGACUUCCCACUUCUACAACACCCGAGCUAAGGAAAAGAUAGCUAUGGAAAGGAUUGAGCAAAACCAGACUACCGUGCAAGAGAAGAUGGCUCAAGUGAGAACCCAACUCGGGAAACUCAUGGACAUCAUGCAGAAUGUCAUUCACCGACAAGAAGAGAAUUGCCAGGCUAACCCAAGAGCCAAUGUCAAUGUGAACGCUACCAAUCCCAUCAUGGGGAAUGGGGUUUUGAUUGUCACUCAGGCCCAUGCUGAAGGGAUUCCUACCAAUCUGAAUGCUACUCACACUUACCAUGUCCCUAUCCAUAGGGGUUCUCAAGCUGGUACAAAGGACCACAAUGGAGACUUUUUCAUGCCCAGGAAUGAAUCGGUGUACGAGACUUUCAGACCACCACAUACCGAACUCGAAAGGAAACUAAAAAUGAUGGACGAAAGAGUCCGAGCCAUUGAAGGUCAUACCACCUUCAGGCUGGAAGAUGCUAACAUGUGCUUAGUCCCAGGGGUCAAGAUCCCAGCUAUGUUCAAAGUACCUACCUUCGAGAAAUAUCAAGGGAUUACUUGUCCCAAGACCCAUAUCAAGUCCUACUGUAGAAAAAUGGCGGCUUAUUCAGGCGAUGAAAAGCUACUGAUACAUUUCUUCAAAGAAAGUCUUAGCGGAGCAUCCCUGCAAUGGUACAUGCAGCUUGAACGCUCACAUGUGCGUUCUUGGAGAGAGUUAGAUGAAGCUUUCUUAAAGAACUAUCAGUAUAACACUGAUAUGGCACCAAAUAGGACACAACUUCAGAGUUUGACUCAUAAAUCUAAAUAA
Lathyrus oleraceus (garden pea) is the source of this 879-nucleotide messenger RNA. RefSeq lists its product as uncharacterized. The record is from RefSeq and is a predicted model, not a curated record. Lineage: Eukaryota; Viridiplantae; Streptophyta; Magnoliopsida; Fabales; Fabaceae. The transcript has a single exon. Bases 1 to 879 code for a protein of 292 amino acids.